AUGAACCCAAAGAUUUCUGACUUUGGCAUUGCCAAAAUCUUUGGAGAUGACGAAACUCGGGCAAUAACCCAAAGAAUUAUUGGGAUAUACGGUUACAUGUCUCCUGAGUAUGCGAUGGACGGACUUUUCUCUGUAAAAUCUGAUGUUUUUAGUUUUGGAAUCAUGACCCUUGAAAUUAUAAGUGGAAAAAAAAAUGUUGGGUUCUAUAAUCCAAAUCGCGUUUCAAACUUAAUUGGACAGGCAUGGCAACUGUGGUGCGAGGGGAAAGCUAUUGAAUUGGUAGAUUUCACAAUACGCGAAACAGUUUUAGAAGAUGAAGCCACGAGGUAUACGCAACUAGGUUUGUUACGUGUUCAAGAAAUUCCGAAAGAUAGACCAGACAUGUCAGAUGUGAUAUCUAUGAUUAUGCAAGAAUCAACAGAUCUUCCUACUCCCCGACAACCAGCUUUCUCUGCUGUCAUGGGUCUUAAUAAAUCGAACAGUGAUUGUUCAACAAGUACAAAACCUAGUUGUAGUAGCAAUGAGGUGACUAUUUCUAGAGUAGAAGGUCGAUGA
This is a messenger RNA of Ipomoea nil (Japanese morning glory), 555 nucleotides long. Its product is annotated as G-type lectin S-receptor-like serine/threonine-protein kinase At4g03230. The transcript has 3 exons. NCBI's taxonomy places the organism in Eukaryota, Viridiplantae, Streptophyta, Magnoliopsida, Solanales, Convolvulaceae. Gene Ontology annotation, biological process: protein phosphorylation. Bases 1 to 555 code for a protein of 184 amino acids. The record is from RefSeq and is a predicted model, not a curated record. Gene Ontology annotation, molecular function: protein kinase activity; ATP binding.